CGAUAGUAUCGCCAAAACACAUAUUUUUCGUGCAGCUCUAAAAAUGGAACCCCAAGUAACGAUCCACAGAUAUUACAGCCGGCAAGCCAAGUAUGAGGGAGCCGUGGACGCCGAUUUGGAGCUGUGCAUCAAGCACUGUGGCGGCGAUGUGGUGCGCAUCGAGUUGGUGAACCGACAGCAUGGAAUCCAGCUGCAGCGCAAGUUGCGCCGGCUGCUGCUGCUCCUCUUCCUGGCCAUCGCUUACUUUGUCGGAGUCUGCGGAUUGAAGGACAGAAAGUUUGGCAUCCUGCAGCCCAGAAUCCUGUACCCACUGGUUACUUGUGUUUCCGUGGCCAUCCUGAUGCUCCGUUCCACCCUGAAUUUGGUGCAGGCGGAGCGGCUGUUCUACAGCUGGGACAUGGCGCUGCAGACGGAGACGGUGCGGUCCUUCGGCAGGGAGUCCGUCCUCUGCGUCCAGCGAGGACACAUCCAGGACAUAGUGCUAAACGAAGUCAUUGAAGAUUUGGACGUGAAGUAUAUGCUGAUAUUACGAACGAAAGGGAGCCAGUUCAAAAAGCGGCCCAUUGUACCCCUUUUCAAUAGCCAAUCGCCAUCCUUCGAGUGCCUGCAGCACGCAUAUCGCGUCCUGCAUGGAUAUUGGCUGAACAGCACCACGGAUCGAUCGGAGCAGUCCUACAGCAAGGACAAGCAGUCCAUGGUAAAGUCGUAGUCCUUCACCACAUCACUGAACUGUUUGUGAAAGUACCAAAUUAAAUAUAAACACUGCCAAAGCGUAUUAUACAAACA
Molecule: messenger RNA, 786 nt
Organism: Drosophila takahashii
Lineage: Eukaryota; Metazoa; Arthropoda; Insecta; Diptera; Drosophilidae
Gene: PIG-H
Product: Phosphatidylinositol glycan anchor biosynthesis class H
Biological process (GO): GPI anchor biosynthetic process
Cellular component (GO): glycosylphosphatidylinositol-N-acetylglucosaminyltransferase (GPI-GnT) complex
Source: RefSeq, a predicted model, not a curated record